This is a messenger RNA of Alosa alosa (allis shad), 4595 nucleotides long. It is a transcript of the gene ndst2b, whose product is annotated as N-deacetylase/N-sulfotransferase (heparan glucosaminyl) 2b. Gene Ontology annotation, molecular function: deacetylase activity; heparan sulfate N-sulfotransferase activity. The transcript is spliced from 13 exons. NCBI's taxonomy places the organism in Eukaryota, Metazoa, Chordata, Actinopteri, Clupeiformes, Clupeidae. The record is from RefSeq and is a predicted model, not a curated record. Bases 263 to 2980 code for a protein of 905 amino acids. Gene Ontology annotation, cellular component: Golgi apparatus.
GUCCCGUCGCAGGCUAUGGGGGCCAUGGUCACCUAAAGUAGACCCGGCCAGUCCUCCUCCUCCUCCUCCUCCUUCACCUCCUCCUCUACCUCCACCUUCUCGUCAUCCUCCUCUCCCCUUUGCUCCUUCCUACCAUCAAUUAAUCCGUCCAUCCAUCAAUCUAUUUAUCCAUCCAUCAAUCCAUUUAUCCAUCCAUCAAUCCAUCCAUCCAUCCAUCCAUCUGUUUCCACCCGUGUGUGUGCGUGUGCGUGUUGCGGAGGCCAUGCCGGGGGCGUGGAGGUUGCCACGGAGCGUCCGGCAGCUGGGCCUGCACCGGCUAGUGGCGGCCCUCAUCGUCUUCUGCCUGCUGUCCAUGGCCUACCUGGCGUACCACGUCAGCAGCGCCCCCAAGAUCAAGGAGCCUCCGCCGCUGCCUCUGGGAGAGUGUGCCACCCCACUGCCCAUCGCGGGCACGCUCGGUGGGGUCAGGGGUCUGGGCAGCCUUCGGGGGACGGGAGGGGGGUUCUACCCGUCCCAGGGUAGCCAUAGGCGGGGAGGGGUCGGCGGAAAGGGGCCGGACGUGUCGCGGACUGACCCGGUGGUUCUGGUGCUGGUGGAGAGCAUCUACUCGCAGCUGGGCCAGGAGAUCGCCGCCAUCCUGGAGGCCGGACGGUUCCGGUACCGGACGGAGAUGGCGCCGGGCCGGGGCGACCUGCCGAGCCUGGCGGUGCGGGGCCGCGGCCGCUACGCGCUGGUGGUCUACGAGAACCUGCUCAAGUACGUCAACCUGGACACGUGGAACCGGGCCCUGCUGGACAAGUACUGCCAGGACUACGGCGUCGGGGUGGUCGGGUUCUACCGGGCCGGGGAGAACUCGCCGCCCAGUGCCCAGCUCCGCGGCUUCCCACUCUUCCUCCGCUCCAACCUGGCGCUGCGCGACUACCGGGUCAACCCGGCCGCGCCGCUCCUCUACGUGACCCGGCCCAGCCAGCUGGACCCGGGCCCGCUCCCCGGCGAGGACUGGACCGCGUUCCUGUCCAACCACACCACCUACGAGCCAGUUCUGGUGGCCAGCCCCAGACUUCCGGAGGGGCCCGUGCCCCUGGCUCACCCCCACCAGCAGAGGCCUCUCCUGGCCACGGUGGUCCAGGACCUGGGCCUCCACGAUGGGAUCCAGAGGGUUCUAUUCGGGGGCAGCCUGUCGUUCUGGCUACACAAGCUGGUGUUUGUGGACACCGUGGCCUUCCUGACGGGAGGCCGGUUGAGUCUGUCGCUGGAGCGCCACCUGCUGGUGGACGUGGAUGACAUCUUCGUGGGGAAGGAGGGCACCAGGAUGAAGGUGUCUGACGUGGAGGCCCUCCUGCACACACAGAGCAAGCUGAGGGCCUUGGUGCCCAACUUCACCUUCAACCUGGGUUUCUCUGGCAAGUUCUUCCACACAGGAACUGAUGAGGAGGACCUGGGAGAUGACACGCUGCUGCGUCACCGUAAAGAGUUCUGGUGGUUCCCUCACAUGUGGAACCACAUGCAGCCGCACCUGUUCCACAACGUCAGUGUGCUGGCUGAGCAGAUGAGGCUCAACAAGCAGUUUGCCCAGGAGCAUGGCAUCCCCACCGAUAUGGGCUACGCUGUGGCCCCCCACCACUCUGGGGUGUACCCAGUGCACAGCCAGCUCUAUGAGGCCUGGAAGUCCGUCUGGGGGAUCAAGGUGACCAGCACGGAGGAGUACCCGCACCUGAGGCCCGCACGCUUCAGACGAGGCUUCAUCCACAACGGCAUAAAGGUUCUACCGAGGCAGACGUGUGGCCUUUUCACACACACCAUCUUCUACAAGGAAUACCCCGGAGGAUCAUGGGAGCUGGACAAGAGCAUCCGCGGAGGGGAGCUGUUCAUGACGCUGCUGCUUAAUCCGGUCAGUAUCUUCAUGACUCACCUGUCUAACUACGGCAAUGACCGACUGGGCCUCUAUACCUUUGAGUCGCUGGUGAAGUUCGUCCAGUGCUGGACCAACCUCCGGCUGCAGACACUGCCCCCAGUGCAGCUGGCUGACAAGUACUUCCAGAUCUUCCCAGAGGAGAGAGACCCCUUGUGGCAGAAUCCCUGUCAUGACAAGAGGCAUAAGGACAUCUGGUCAAAAGAGAAGACAUGCGAUCGGCUGCCCAAGUUUCUCAUCAUUGGCCCACAGAAGACAGGUACAACAGCUUUGCACUCGUUUCUCUCACUCCAUCCUGCCAUCUCCAGUAGUUUCUCCAGCCCGGUGUCAUUUGAGGAGGUGCAGUUCUUUAGUGGACCCAACUACCAGCGGGGCAUUGACUGGUACAUGGACUUCUUCCCCGUCCCGUCUAACGUGAGCACGGACUUCCUGUUUGAGAAGAGUGCCAACUACUUCGACACGGAGGCGGCUCCGCCCAGAGCUUCGGCCCUGCUGCCCAGAGCCAAGAUCAUCGCUGUCCUCAUCAACCCUGCUGACCGUGCGUACUCCUGGUACCAGCACCAGAGGGCUCAUCUGGACCCCGUGGCUUUGAACUUUUCCUUCCAUGAGGUGGUGUCCGCCGGCCGCUCCUCCCCUCCUGCCUUGCAGACCCUGCAGAGACGCAGCCUGGGGCCCGGGGCCUAUGCCUCACACCUGGACAGAUGGCUGCACCACUACCAACCCAGCCAGCUGUUGGUAGUGGAUGGGGUUCUGCUUCGUUCCAACCCAGUUCAGGUGAUGGACGGGGUGCAGAAGUUCCUCGGAGUCACACCCCAUUACAACUACACACAGGCCUUGAUGUUUGAUGAGAGUAAGGGCUUUUGGUGCCAGAGGCUGGACGGAGCACGCUCACGAUGCCUGGGGAAGAGCAAAGGCAGGAAGUACCCGGACAUGCCUGCUGAGACGCGGGCCCUACUGUCAGGACAUUAUCGCGAGCAGAACCUGGAGUUGCUCCGCCUGCUGAGCCGCCUGGGUCAGACUCCGCCCCCCUGGCUGAGGGAGGAGCUACAGGGGGCCAGCUGGAACUGAGGGUCUAAGCCCACCCCACUCCACCAAUCAGAUAGGCCCAAAUGUUUACCCUCCCUCCCCCGCUUCUCCUACCAAUCAGAAUCAGGCGGGGGGGUACUCAUUCCCCAAACUUUCCACCCCCACCCCCCAAGGCUGCGUCUGGACAGGCCUGGAAGCUGGGCCACCCACCAUGGAAUCCUGAGGUGGACCCCCAGAAACCCGUGGGCCCCUAGGCCCUCAUCCCCUGCAGAUGGAACAGUCUAUAGUUAGAGACUAUAGGCUGUGACCCCGCAUGUCACGGGUCACUAAUCGUCAACGUGUGGAUGCUCUAACCCAGAGCCACCUACCAGAGGGUCAUUGGUGUCUGUGUUCUGAGUCCCAGUGGGGAGCCCGUCUGGGCCUGAAGUCGUGUAGGCUCUAGUAGUCUUACUGAUUUGAGGGAACCCUACCUGCACCAGAGGCCUCCUUUCAUAUAGGGCUCCAUGCACUGCUGGCUCUCCAGGAGCCAAUGACGUGAAUGCACUCGGAAAAAAACACAGAUCACAUCAACCAAUCAGGGGUCUCGGAAAUGCCAAAUGGGAAUGGGACACAAGGAGCAUGAGGAGGAAGAGGAAGGAGCACAGUCUGAUUGUCAUUGGUGGCCUUCCACCCAGAGACACACAGUACAGACAGGCUGGGAAUGCCUUUCUCUGGAGUUGAGGCCUUUUGACUUGAGGCUUUGUAGCCACACCUGUCCUGGAUGUCUGGGACACAGACCUGGGAUAACUUCUGAGGAGUAAAUCUCAUUGCUCCACAACCUGUCCUGCAGAAGCAACAGGUGUCUCGGGGUACGUAUGGGCAAAGGAACAGGACUUGCAUAGUCAAUCGACCUUCUUUAACUGGACAUGAACCUAGAUAUUAUGGAAUUGCUAGAGGGGCUACUGUACUAUCUGCUGGGCUCUAGGGGUAAAGCUGCAGCACGCAAGACAUAGCAAACCAUCUCUGUGGUACUUGUUGAGCCAUUGUGCCUACAGUAGCACACUGCCUAAUGCCGGGAGCUUCUAGAACUUUGUCCACCAUCUCUUGUGUGAGGUGAAAAGGGAAUAGGAGGAAAAAAGGUUCUAGAACAUUGCCAUUAUGAUGUCACAAUGUCUGUUGCCUCAGAUUGGAACAUUGCUGUUUGUUUACACGCUUGCUGGAACAGGAAGGAAGCAGGCAGUCCAGAAGGCCACACCCCUUCCCAGAGGGACUGGAUGGGCUUUUCAUGUGCGUGCAGGGCAUGUGCGCAACGAGGAUCUUUAAAAAAAAAGAAAGGUGGUUGGGGAACACGAGGACAUGAGAACACCAUUAGUUAGUGACUCAUGUCUGAGUACUGUUAUCUCAGAUGGCUAAUUAUCCUGAGACUGAACUGCACCAAGCAACCAAAUGAGUUUGUGUGUGUGUGAAAGAGAGUGAGUGUGUGUUUGGAUGUGUGUAAGUGUUAUCUAGUGCAUAUUUCUGUGCACUGUUUAUGUGUGUGUGUGUGUGUGUGUGUGUGAGACAGAUCAAAAGCGAGCAACUGGGUAUCUGCCCAUCAACACACAGUAAAUGGAUUUCCCACGCUGUACUCUGUUGUCCUGUUUGUUCAAGUCUGUAAUAAAAAAAGGCACAGAAUGGA